Phalaenopsis equestris is the source of this 611-nucleotide messenger RNA. RefSeq lists its product as uncharacterized. The record is from RefSeq and is a predicted model, not a curated record. Bases 193 to 543 code for a protein of 116 amino acids. The transcript has 6 exons. Lineage: Eukaryota; Viridiplantae; Streptophyta; Magnoliopsida; Asparagales; Orchidaceae.
GAUCGGAACCCUCGCGAUCACAACUAGCUGGGAAGGGGUGGCGGCGUCCAAAGUCCUCCGAAAUUCCCAUGUCUCUCCUCCUUCCGCUCCGCUCGCUCCUACCCGAAACCAUUAAGGAAGGAGAUGGUUGAGGAGUACUUGAAAGAGAUCAUCAACCACAGCGCAAAAAAGCUAUAGAGUGGAGAGAAGAUCAUGGCGCGCUUUGAUUUUGCUUCUCACAUGUAUAUAAGCUUACCUGCGGUUAUAAUAGUUAUUGGUAUUGUCAUUAUUUCUACAUCGGUUCUCAUAACUCAACAUACCGAAGUUCUCUCAGAGCGUGAUUUUAGCAUUACUCAGCUAAUGUUAACAGACCAUCUUAAAGAGCGAGCUGUUCACUUUUUUCAAGUAAAUCUCUCAAUUCACAAGGUUGCCAGAGUUAUUGGCUCCGUUCUUGAUAAGACUUCACUUUCAUCUACUACUAUUGACAAAAAUGUUGCCUCAUCUUUGUUCAUGGCAUUGAGAAUAACUCAAAUGGCAUCACAAAUUUCUUUUGUUAGAGCAUAGAUGGUACACUCAAAAGGUUGAUAAUCACACAGGAGAACGAUAUGGUGCUGUACGUUUAGUUCCACCUA